Molecule: messenger RNA, 2250 nt
Organism: Myotis daubentonii (Daubenton's bat)
Lineage: Eukaryota; Metazoa; Chordata; Mammalia; Chiroptera; Vespertilionidae
Gene: SGTA
Product: small glutamine rich tetratricopeptide repeat co-chaperone alpha
Biological process (GO): post-translational protein targeting to endoplasmic reticulum membrane
Cellular component (GO): TRC complex; membrane
Molecular function (GO): protein binding; molecular adaptor activity
Source: RefSeq, a predicted model, not a curated record
CAAGCGUCCCGACUGGGGGGCGGGGCCGAGUGGCGCCGCGGUGCGCAGGCGCAGCCGUCGGUGGGUCGGGGUUCGGCCGCUUGAGAGAAAAUGUUUGCUGAUCACUGAAAUAAACCAUUGCAUGUACAGCACUUAGUGCAGUGCCUGGAACGUCCUCAGCAUUUGUCACCUGAGGCUUAUAAAUCAGUCUUGACUGGAAGGAUCCUGAAAACCCCUGGGUGUCAUCUCUUCCCAUCUCAAGAUGGAUAACAAGAAGCGCCUCGCCUAUGCCAUCAUCCGCUUCCUGCAUGACCAGCUGCGGCACGGGGGGCUCUUGUCGGACGCCCAGGAGAGUUUGGAAGUUGCAAUCCAGUGCCUGGAGACCGCCUUCGGGGUGACGUUGGAAGACAGCAACCUCGCACUCACUCAGACUCUUCCAGAAAUAUUUGAAGCUGCCGCGGGCAAGGAGAUGCCGCAGAACCGGAGGAGUCCUGAGGUAACCCCGCCUUCGGAGGAGGACUCGGCCGAGGCAGAGCGCCUCAAAACCGAAGGAAACGAACAAAUGAAAGUCGAGAACUUUGAGGCUGCCGUGCACUUCUAUGGGAAAGCUAUCGAGCUCAAUCCCGCAAACGCCGUCUAUUUCUGUAACAGAGCCGCCGCCUACAGCAAACUGGGGAAUUACGCGGGGGCCGUGCAGGACUGCGAGCGGGCCAUCUGCAUAGACCCAUCCUACAGCAAAGCAUAUGGGAGGAUGGGCCUGGCGCUCUCCAGUUUGAACAAGCACGCGGAGGCCGUGGCCUACUAUAAGAAGGCCCUGGAGCUGGACCCCGACAACGAAACAUACAAAUCCAACCUCAAGAUCGCGGAGCUGAAGCUGAGAGAGGCACCCAGUCCCACAGGAGGGCUCGGCAGCAUCGACAUCGCGGGCCUGCUGAACAACCCAGGCUUCAUGAGCAUGGCAUCAAACCUGAUGAACAGCCCCCAGCUUCAGCAGCUCAUGUCCGGGGUGAUUUCCGGCAGCCACAACCCCCUGGGGACUCCUGGCACCAACCCCUCACAGAAUGACCUGGCCAGUCUCAUCCAGGCGGGCCAGCAGUUCGCGCAGCAGAUGCAGCAGCAGAACCCAGAGUUAAUUGAACAGCUUCGAAAUCAGAUCCGAAGUCAGACACCCAGUGCCAGCAACGAUGACCAGCAGGAAUGACCGCUCACCCAUUCCAGUGCCGUCGGGUUCUUCCCAGCUGACUGGAGCCUCCACACAUUCUGCCGUUUUCUCCCAUUGGAUUGCCAGAGAGGGAAAAAGAAAAAGAAAUUGGACCUGCAUGAGAUGGAUUUUUAUGCUUUUUAUUUUUUCCUUUCACCCUCACCUCCCUUUUUGUACUCCCUUAUGGCUCCCAGAUCCUUCUCGAAACAGAGCCAGCAAGCUGUGAACGCAGACCAGCACCAAUCUCCAAAACACCCAGUCACUAAAGUAUUUUCUAGAAUAUUCCGAAGUGGGAAUGGUCCUCGGGGGUGUUCUCCGAGAAGUUACCGGUUUUACGUCCAGCUACGUACGAAGCCUGAAGCCUCUUUUCGAGUCAACCUUGUCUGCUUGGACGAGCUCACUGCCAGCCACAGUCUGGGCACCAGUGUCCACCGGACCCUCAGACCACAGGUUUUUGCAUGAGGAACUUUGGUUGCAGAUUCCUAAAGACAUUUUCAUUUCCCUGUGCCUGUCGGGAACGGGACUGUCUUGGGGUGCCUAGGGCCAGCUUUGGGGACAAUCGAGCAUUUUUAUAGAUGUGCUUUUCACCCCUUUUGAUCCUCCUUCUCCAGUACUCACACCCGACAGAUCACAAGGCGGGUGAUCAUGACCCUGGGGCCUGGCCCCCAAGCCGUCCCAACCUGCCUGUGUGUUCUGGCCCACGGACUCCCAGUGGGCUCCUCCUCCUGUUCUGGGGCCACUGUGCCCCCCUCCUCAGCCUGCAAUUGCCAAGCAGGCAGCCAGGGAUGGGUAGCCCGCCUAAGAUGCAAGGCCGCCAUGGACAUCCCUGCGUCCCCUGCUUGGGCAGGGUCUCAGGGUGAAGUGCUGAGACCCUGUGCCGGCAGCAGUGCUGGAGGCUCCCUGGUGGUUUGCAAAGUUGACUCAGUGCCGUGUGUCAUAGGAAACUAGUAGGAAAAAGGCACACCACCCGCCACUGCAGUCAUCACUUGGAUGGCAAGGUGGCCCUAACUCUUGAGUGCUAGCCAUGGUGACAAGAGUAAUGUGUGGGAAUAAAUAGACAUUGUGACCUC